Molecule: messenger RNA, 1570 nt
Organism: Gymnogyps californianus (California condor)
Lineage: Eukaryota; Metazoa; Chordata; Aves; Accipitriformes; Cathartidae
Gene: RRAGC
Product: Ras related GTP binding C
Exons: 7
Coding region: 1-1230 (409 amino acids)
Biological process (GO): positive regulation of TOR signaling; cellular response to amino acid stimulus; regulation of autophagy
Cellular component (GO): lysosome; nucleus; Gtr1-Gtr2 GTPase complex
Molecular function (GO): GTPase activity; GTP binding
Source: RefSeq, a predicted model, not a curated record
AUGGCGCUGCAGUUCGGCGGGGCGGGCGCGGCGGGCACGGCUGAGGAGCCGGCGUUGGUGGGGGGUAGCUUCGGGGCUGCGGACUCGUUCCCUAAGGACUUCGGCUACGGGGAGGAGGAGGAGGAGGCGGAGCUGGAGGGAGGCCCAGGGCCCGGCGGGCCCGGCGGCGGCGCGGGCGGGCCCGGCGGCGGCGCGGGCGGGGCGGACUCCAAGCCGCGGAUCCUGCUUAUGGGGCUGCGGCGCAGCGGGAAGUCCUCCAUUCAGAAGGUGGUGUUUCACAAAAUGUCUCCCAAUGAGACUCUGUUCUUGGAAAGUACCAACAAGAUCUACAAAGACGAUAUUUCCAACAGUUCAUUUGUGAAUUUCCAAAUAUGGGAUUUUCCUGGACAGAUGGACUUUUUUGAUCCAACAUUUGAUUAUGAAAUGAUCUUCAGAGGAACAGGUGCUCUAAUAUAUGUUAUUGAUGCCCAGGAUGACUACAUGGAAGCUCUAACAAGACUCCACAUUACAGUUUCAAAAGCCUACAAGGUCAACCCGGAAAUGAACUUCGAAGUUUUUAUUCAUAAAGUUGAUGGUUUAUCGGAUGACCAUAAAAUCGAAACUCAGAGGGAUAUUCAUCAGAGGGCUAAUGAUGACCUUACGGAUGCUGGGCUUGAAAAACUUCACCUUAGCUUUUAUUUGACCAGUAUCUAUGACCAUUCAAUAUUUGAAGCCUUCAGUAAAGUGGUACAGAAGCUCAUUCCGCAACUGCCAACGCUGGAAAAUCUACUAAAUAUCUUUAUAUCAAAUUCAGGCAUUGAAAAAGCUUUUCUCUUCGAUGUAGUCAGCAAAAUCUACAUCGCAACAGACAGUUCCCCUGUGGACAUGCAGUCAUACGAGUUGUGCUGUGACAUGAUUGAUGUAGUGAUAGAUGUUUCCUGUAUAUAUGGGUUAAAGGAAGAUGGCACUGGAAGUGCUUAUGAUAAAGAGUCAAUGGCAAUUAUCAAGCUCAAUAACACAACGGUCCUGUACUUAAAGGAAGUAACAAAGUUUUUGGCAUUAGUUUGCAUUCUUAGAGAAGAGAGUUUUGAGCGCAAAGGUCUGAUAGACUACAAUUUUCAUUGCUUCCGCAAAGCCAUUCAUGAAGUCUUUGAAGUAGGUGUUGCCUCCCACAGAAUCUGCAACCAUCAAUCAAGCGCCUCAAAUAUGAAAGCAGUGACUCACAAUGGCACACCUAGGAAUGCAGUCUAGAGGAAAACUAAAGACGUUGGAUAGACUUGUCAGCUCUUCACUCCAAAGUUUUGUGGAACAAGAGAAGAGUAGUCUGAAAGCCUGAAGUAUGUUUCACAGGAGAAGAGUGGUGCUAACUGUGGAACAGCAGCUUAUGACUCAUGUUGGACAACUGAAACUACUGUAAAAAUACUUUGAGGCCAGUGGAGUUAGAAAUGCCGGUUUGAAACCAGCUUUAUUGCAAGCGCAGUAGUUGUUCAGUUUGGAGUCCUAUUUUAACAGUCUGUCUCUGACUGAUUGCCCGGUCAAAACUUACAAAUGAUUGAGCUGAGUUUUGCGUGAAACACUGAAUAGUCACUUG